AUGGCAGCAAAUUUCGACCCCUACGACAAAAACAGUUGGUACUUCGGACCAAUCAAUCGGAGCGAAGCGACGGCUAUAUUGAUGGCAGAGAACGAGACGGGAGUCUUCUUAGUCCGGAACAGCACCACAAUUGUGGGCGAUUUGGUGCUGUGUGUGAGAGAGGACAACAAAGUGAGUCAUUACAUCAUCAAUAAGAUCCAGCCGUCUGCAGAUCAGACACGCUUUCGGAUCGGGGAUCAGAUGUUCCCCGACGUGCCGGCGCUCCUCAACUUCUAUAAACUCCACUAUUUGGACACAACACCACUCAUUAGACCCGCAUCGAAACGAGUAGAGAAAGUGAGGGCUCGCUAUGACUUUGACGGGAGCGGCGACUCCGAUGACCUGCCCUUCAAGAGGAAUGAGAUCCUAACGGUUAUAUCGAAAGAUGAGGACCAGUGGUGGACCGCACGCAACAGUUUAGGCCAAACUGGUUCCAUACCCGUGCCAUACGUCGAAAUGAUGGACGAAAACAAUCACUCGAUUGACGGACAGACAAACGUAUGGUCGCCUUCUGCUGACAAUACGAAUGCAAACAAUUGUAAUACUAGUCAAUCGACUCCUAAUACGCGGACAUCGGAACCGACCAAAUAUAUAACUCCUAAUAUUCAUAUCCAACGAAAACUGCCGGCGCGGGCAGUCGUUAACAAACAGAGAAUACCCAACGCUUACGAUAAAACAGCGUUAAAAUUAGAAAAGGGAGACAUCAUAAUAGUGACCAAAACUAACAUAAACGGUCAGUGGGAGGGGGAACUAAACGGAAAGGUCGGGCACUUUCCCUUCACACACGUGACAUUCGAAGCAGACAAUGAAGACAUGGAGAGAACAUGGGAAGUGGAGAACCAGAUCCUGAUGGCGCACACGUCCAUGGAGUCGGCCAUAACGGGUGCACCUCUGGCGCGAUGGCAACGCAAACGACUCGAGACGUCGACCUCCAGUGUCAACAACUCACUCAACGCAUCCCUACUCCUCAACUGUCCCGUAGAGCCAGUGGUGAACAUGUCUUUGAAUAUGUCUGUCAACGGCGCCAACCAAUUGAGUAAAACGCCGUCCAAUACGCCCAACAAGAGGGCCACUCCUAACAGAUCCACUACUCCUGGAUGUGGUCUCAGAGCCAAUAAUAGCAGCAAUAAAGCAAAGACACCGAAGACUCCGUGCAAUGGCGCCGAUCGGUUCAUACCUAACAGGAGUGCCAUGAAUGCAGACAUCAGUCACUAUUUGAUAAUGAACAGCAAAGAGAAUGAGAGCCAACCGAGCGAUGGCAGCAACCAGUCGGCCAUCAGUGAGAAUCUGGUGGGAGAUCUGUCUAACUUCAGGAUCAUGUGCUACCAGAACAAGGCUCCGGUGGCACCGGAAGGACAGGCAAACAGUUUGAAAGUGUUGUACAGUUCGAGUAAAUGCAGCACAUCUUCGGCCAAGAAGACGACCCGUUAUAUCCCGACACAACCCGAACGCAUAUUAGACGCGCCCGACGUUAAGAACGACUAUUACCUGCAACUCGUCGAUUGGAACGCUUCCAACAUCUUAGCCGUGGCUCUCAUGAGGGAAAUCUACUUAUGGAACGCAAACACCGGAGACAUCACUAAUCUGUUGACAUUAGAAGAGGAACAGUACGUGUCGUCUGUCGCUUGGAUCGAAGAGGGCAACCACUUAGCCGUGGGAACCAGUGAUGGAGACAUUCAGUUGUGGGACACCGACCGCAUUAAGCGACUCAGAGUUAUGAGUGGAACCGCUGGAAGGGUGGGCGCCAUGAGUUGGAACUCCUAUGUACUGAGCGGUGGCACUAAAACUGGUCUCAUUUAUAAUAACGACGUCCGAGUGGCCAACCAUUUGAUCUCUACUCUCAAUGGACACAAUCAGGAGGUUUGUGGCCUAAAGUGGUCACCGGGAGGACAGUAUUUGGCCAGUGGUGGCAACGAUAAUACCAUUCAAAUCUGGAAUAACUCGAUGACACAAAAUGCAGACAAUAAUAAACCGAUCCAUACAUUCACUGAACAUCAGGCGGCAGUCAAGGCACUUGCGUGGUGUCCGUGGAGACCGAGUUGUUUGGCCAGUGGUGGUGGCACUGCUGACCGUACUAUCCGUAUCUGGAACUGUCAGAGUGGCACCAAUUUAUAUACAGUCGACGCUAAAUCUCAAGUUUCAGCCAUUUUAUGGUCUAAAGAUUAUAAAGAGUUAAUCUCAUCGCACGGGUAUUCAAACAAUGAGUUAAUCAUUUGGAAAUAUCCCGGUUUAGCUAAAGUGGCAGAAUUAACGGGACAUACGGCCCGAGUGUUAGGUUUAGUGAUGAGUCCCGACGGAAGUACAGUGGCGUCGGUCGGCGCCGACGAGACGCUCCGCUUUUGGGAGUGCUUUCAGAUGGACGCCAACAAGAAGAAGAAGACAACUGUCGUACCAAAAGAUAAACUCAUCGGUAAUGCCUUGCGUUCGACCAUUCGUUGACUUUUUUACAUUUUUUAUUUAUAUUUUCAAAUCACUUGACUUUGAAGUUACUUUCACUGAAUAUUAAACACAAAUCAUAUGAUUAUCUGUAUUUCACCG
Messenger RNA from Oppiella nova, 2577 nucleotides. The record is from the annotation of a GenBank genome assembly. Lineage: Eukaryota; Metazoa; Arthropoda; Arachnida; Sarcoptiformes; Oppiidae.